CUGUUGUCCAUGGAAAUAGAUAACGGUUUAAGUUAAACCGUUAUGUAUAUGCGUUAUCUAUUAGUUUCAUACAUAACGGUACUACAAAACCGUUAAGCCGACCGUUAUCUAUGAGCAUAUUUUUAUAACGGUUAUUUCAACCGUUAUCUAUGAGCGCCUCUCAAUACUAUUAUGUAUUAACAUUUUUUUUUUCUUUUUUUUAAUCAAGUUUUUCAAGCUUCUGCACCACACUCUUAACACUCUUAACACACCCGCCGCCUCCCCCCAAGCUCCCCCCGGUGACGCCGCCCGGACGACGCUGCACGAGCAACCGGACGCCGAUGCCAGUGAGUCAGUGACCGCCCCCCACCCACCCUGCGUCGCGUCGCCUCUGACGCCGCUCUUCUCGCAGCAGCAGAUCGGGCGGCGGAGCACCCCUCUCCUCCGCUGACGCCGUUCUUCUCGCAGCAGCAGAUCGGGCGGCGGAGCACCCCUCUCCUCAGCUGACGCCGCUCUUCUCGCAGCAGCAGCAGCAGAUCGAGCUUUUUGCUUCUCCGUCUGCCACCUACCGCACCCGUCUCUCUCUCUCUCCGUCCGUUAACCCUAGCAGCCGCCGUCGGUCGAGCUCUCAAUCGCAGACCCUAGGAGCUGCCGCUGUCGCCGCCGCCUUCUACAAUAGCCACCACCAAGGUGUGUCGAGUCAGGUGUAUCAUAUCUCAACACUAAAGUGGAAAGGAUUAUUGAAGCUUCAGGAGGCCAUAGACUUGUAGAGUGUGAAGGCAACAUUGUGAUUCCCUGCAGGCAGAUGAGAUGAUCGUUUCAGUAACUGGAGCCACUGGGUUCAUAGGUAAAAGAUUGGUGCAGAGAUUGCUUGCAGCCAGGGACUAUCCAGGAAUUAAAAUAGCAGAGGAACCAGAAUGGAGAAACUGCAUUCAAGGUUCUACGGCUGUUGUAAAUCUGGCCGGAUUGCCUAUAAGCACAAGAUGGUCACCCGAGAUCAAGAAAGAGAUCAAGGAAAGCAGGAUUAAAGUAACUUCUAAGGUUGUAGAUUUUAUUAAUAGCACACAGGAUGACCUUCGCCCCAAGGUUUUGGCUUGCAACUGUAGCAUCCGGGGCAGCCUCAGGGAAACUCCUAGAGUAUGAGGUUGGGGGUCCGAGGGUUUCAGUCCAGACAGCCUAUGGCAUCGAGGUUGAGGUGGAAAACAAUCCAUACGAUCCCAGCCUGAUGGUUUUUAUGGAUUAUAGAGACUACUGGAAACAUAAAGUUCAAUUCUUAGAAGCACAAUAUCCAACAUUUCUGUAUGCCAUGCCUGUGUCCCCAACAAGAGUUUUCUUUGAGGUAUGCCUCUGGGACUACUUCAAUAAGAAGAAGCAAACUAUAUUAAUUCCAUGGAGAAGAUGGUGCUAUUUUUGUCCCUGGUGGUGUAGUUAGUAUAAAAUUGGGCGAUAUUAAGAAUCUAGUGCUUAUAUGGUGGAAGAAUUGUUAGACAUUAAUGUAUGUGAUAUUUGUGAAUAUUUGGAUGACAAUGUAUGAAUAUUUUGAAUGUUAUAUAAUAUAUGUUAUCGAUGGCAAUGUUA
Salvia miltiorrhiza (redroot sage) is the source of this 1557-nucleotide messenger RNA. RefSeq names its product epimerase family protein SDR39U1 homolog, chloroplastic-like. The record is from RefSeq and is a predicted model, not a curated record. The coding region runs from base 790 to 1122 and encodes 110 amino acids. NCBI's taxonomy places the organism in Eukaryota, Viridiplantae, Streptophyta, Magnoliopsida, Lamiales, Lamiaceae. The transcript has 9 exons.